Molecule: messenger RNA, 1083 nt
Organism: Microthlaspi erraticum
Lineage: Eukaryota; Viridiplantae; Streptophyta; Magnoliopsida; Brassicales; Brassicaceae
Source: the annotation of a GenBank genome assembly
AUGGCGGAGAAUAAGGUAAAUCUGUCGAUUAAUGGACAAUCAAAAGUGCCUCCAGGUUUCAGAUUCCAUCCCACCGAAGAAGAACUUCUCCAUUACUAUCUCCGUAAGAAAGUUUACUCUCAAAAGAUCGAUCUUGAUGUCAUUCGUGAAGUAGAUCUCAACAAGCUUGAGCCUUGGGAUAUUCAAGAGGAAUGUAGAAUCGGUUCGACGCCACAGAACGACUGGUACUUCUUCAGCCACAAGGACAAGAAGUAUCCAACUGGGACAAGAACAAACAGGGCAACAGUCGCCGGAUUCUGGAAAGCUACUGGACGUGACAAGAUCAUCUGUAGUUGUGUCCGGAGGAUUGGAUUGAGGAAGACACUCGUGUUCUACAAAGGAAGAGCUCCUCACGGUCAGAAAUCAGAUUGGAUCAUGCAUGAAUAUCGCCUCGACGAUACUCCAACGUCUAAUGGCACUUUUGAUGGUGUAAGUGAAGAUCCGAUGAGCUACAACGAAGAAGGUUGGGUGGUAUGUCGAGUGUUCAGAAAGAAGAACUAUCAAAAGAUCGACGAUUGUCCUAAAAUCACUCUACCUUCUUCACCUGAUGACGACACGGAGGGAAAAAGGAGGCCCACCACCUUUCACAACGCUCAAAACAGCACCGUUUUAGACCAUGUUCUUCUCUACAUGGACCGUACUGGUUCUAACAUUUGCAUGCCCGAGAAACAAACGACGAUCAAGAUUCAAAACCAAGAAGACUGCUUGUUCAUGCAACUCCCUAGUCUUGAGGCACCCAAAUCCGAUCAGAGUUUAAUGACGACAACUCUGAACCAACUCGAUUCCUCUCCGGUUGAAGAGAAGGUAACCGGUAGACCGGUUUGCAGUAACUGGGCCAGUCUUGACCGGCUCGUGGCGUGGCAAUUGAACAAUGGUCAUCAGUCGUGUGAUCGUACGAGUUUUGAUGAAGAAGAAAAUGAUCGUGAUACAAUGGUGCAACGAUGGGAUCUUCAUUGGGAUCAUAAUGUUGAUCUUUGGAGUAAUUUCACUGAGUCCUCUUCGUCUCCUUCCUCUUUAGACCCUCUUCUUCAUUUAUCUGUAUGA